This is a messenger RNA of Scatophagus argus, 4164 nucleotides long. RefSeq names its product SRY-box transcription factor 2 (gene sox2). Lineage: Eukaryota; Metazoa; Chordata; Actinopteri; Scatophagidae. Gene Ontology annotation, molecular function: RNA polymerase II cis-regulatory region sequence-specific DNA binding; DNA-binding transcription factor activity, RNA polymerase II-specific. The record is from RefSeq and is a predicted model, not a curated record. Gene Ontology annotation, biological process: cell differentiation; regulation of DNA-templated transcription; anatomical structure morphogenesis. The coding region runs from base 2268 to 3236 and encodes 322 amino acids. The transcript is spliced from 5 exons.
GUGGCCUGCCUUGCAGCUUGCAGCCCGCGGGGAGGCGGACCCGAACAUUCAACCCCGCCUUCAAGGCUAUUUAAAUCCCCUCACCUGAGGUAACUCUUUUCUAGUCUCCCUCUCACCACGAAUGCCAUUGGAGGUUGACACGAACGUUUUGGCGGUGGGUCUGGACAGUCUGACACUCGGAGGUGCAACGCCUCAUUAGAGGAGUCUGGAGGAGAGAUGAAGAUGCAGAGGAGGAGAUGAAGCAUCCUGCAGGGAUCAUUGUGCUGAAGGAUUACAAGGGACAGGAAGAGGAUUUCAGCUGACCGUUUUCAUCGUCUCUGUUUCUUUUGCUUGGACGUCUUGGAGGAGAGCACCUGACUGCUGUAGGGACCCUCAGCAUUCACCUGCAUGGAUCUGCCGGAUUAUUACCUGAGUGACACCUGGGCAGGCAGCUGGCUCGGGGAUUAUUACAGACCAGUUGGUGCUGUACAGUGACCGAGCAGUUACCUGAAGUCUCUUCCUGCAGAUUGGGCUCGCGGAAAGAAGACAGUGGAGCUCCAGACAGACAGCGGGGCUCCACGGCUGCUGCACGCCGGCCAAAGCGCGCCGGCUGCCGGAUGGAAAGCGUGCGGACUACCGGGGCGAUGCGGAUGCGAGCGGUGCAGGCGCGCACAGGCUGCCGCUCGGACCUUUCACAGCCGGCGUCGGGAACUCUGUCCCGGACAAGCUGAGGCUUCCUCGCCGCGGGGGGAAGCGAGAGGAGGAUAUGGAGGAGGUUGAGCGAAAUGGCAUCUUGUUUAAUUUGUGCCAAUCAAGACGAGAGGAAGACAAGUCCCAGACUGGCAGCCGUAUCCCCUCCACUACAAAGCCCCAACAACAACAGCGGAGCUGUGGCGCUGGAAGUGGAGUGGAGUUGGGUCUUUGUCCGGACAGAUGUAGCGACAACAUCCCAAACAAAAACCGCUUAUUUGUGCUGAGAUGAGCCCGUCUGCCUUCUGUGUGUUGGCAUUCAACUUCACUAAACAAAAGACUGGGGGAAACAUCUUGGAUUACCUUUCCUCUUUUCAGCGCUAAAAACCAGCCACCCCCCUCCACACACACACACACACACACACACACCACCGCCAUUCAAUGCUUUGAGUUAACUAACAAAGUUUAUUUAAGUGUUGUUAUGUUAUUGGGGCCGUAAGUGGGGGCGAAUUAGUGACUUUUUGAUUUUGAACAGCAGAAUGUCAGCCGGGACUUGGAUGGGAUGCGAGAACAAUGUUGUCCCCACCUUCAGCACGAGAUGAUACUGACACCAUUAAUGUCAUAAUUUGUUGGAUUUAUUUAACGUUUUUUCAAAAUUAAUUUUCUACGUAUUUUUACUUCUAUGUUACCUUUUAGACUUUGGGUUUGUUAGAAUUUAGACUUCACAUUUAACUGGAAAAAAUAAGCCCAAAACAUAACAAAGUUGUCUUGUUCAUUAGACAUUUUAAUACAUAGAUUUUAUUAGCAAACUUUUUUUUUGUCCUAUUUGACUCAGCAAGUUUGUAAGGCGACAUUUUAUAAUUUCCCUACAAUAGUCAGCAAGCUUUUUCCCCUUCCUCUUCCUCUGUUUAAUACUUUAAAAUAUUCACAAAGUGCCACCGUGUAUAUAUUCCCAGAGAAAUAUCUCCAUAAGCCUGGAAAUAGUAAAUAUGUACUUUGUAUUGGCUCAUAUGGGCAGCCUGAGUGUGUGUGUGUGUGUGUGUGAGUCUCGGGGCAGCACAGACCCCGCCCAUUUAUGCUAAUUACGGCCUCCCAUUGGUGUGUCAGGGGAGCAGGCCGGCUCUGAUUGGCCAGGUCGAAGCCAUUUAUACGCUGACAGCCCCGUCACAUGAAUGGUUGUCUAUUAACUUGUUCAAAAACUAUCUGGAGUUGUCAAGGCUCGGGCGGACAGCGGCGAAAAAGUACCGUUUGUUGAUGCUUUUUCGGAGAAGCGACGGGAGAAGUUUUGUGGACACAACAUAGCAGGAACCUAUUGGGAGAAGGCUCUUUGUCACACACACUCACUCACACACACACGCACUCUGACACACACUCGCUGAGAGGGGAGAGUGAGAGAGAGAGGGAGAGUGUGUGGAGACGCGGCUUGGUGCGUGUUGUUUUUCUGUCCAGAGAAAAAGUUGCAGAGAAAAAUCGACAGGUAACUUUUAGCAGCAGCGCUGCGCUCCUCACUGUCCUGCCUCUGGCUUGUGGAGUUUGUCUCUGUGUGGGCUUUUUUUUUUCCUCUUCUGCUCGGGAGCUCCAACUGAAAGCUGUUCCUGAUGUAUAACAUGAUGGAAACUGAACUGAAGCCCCCAGCUCCCCAGACCAACACGGGGGGCUCGGGCAACACCAACACGUCCGGCACCGGCGCCAAUCAGAAAAACAGCCCGGAGCGGGUCAAGAGACCCAUGAACGCCUUCAUGGUGUGGUCCCGGGGCCAGAGGAGGAAGAUGGCGCAAGAAAACCCCAAAAUGCACAACUCGGAGAUAAGCAAGAGGCUGGGCGCAGAGUGGAAACUUCUGUCGGAAAGCGAGAAGAGACCUUUCAUCGACGAAGCCAAGAGGCUGCGGGCCCUGCACAUGAAGGAGCAUCCGGAUUACAAAUACCGGCCCCGGCGGAAAACCAAGACCCUCAUGAAGAAGGACAAGUACACCUUGCCCGGCGGGCUGCUGGCUCCGGGAGGGAACGGGAUGGGAGCUGGAGUCGGUGUAGGGGUGGGGGGCGGGCUGGGCGGUGGGGUGAACCAGCGGAUGGACAGCUACGCGGCGCACAUGAACGGCUGGACCAACGGUGGCUACGGCAUGAUGCAGGACCAGCUGAGCUACCAACACCCGGGGCUGAACGCGCACAACCCGGGCCAGAUGCAGUCCAUGCACCGCUACGACAUGAGCGCCCUGCAGUACAACACCAUGACCAGCUCCCAGAGCUACAUGAACGGCUCCCCGACGUACUCCAUGUCCUAUUCCCAGCAAACCACGCCGGGAAUGACCGCCUUGGGCUCCAUGGGGCCCUCCUCAGUGGUGAAGUCCGAGUCCAGCAGCUCCAGCCCCCCCGUCGUCACCUCGUCGUCCCACCGGGCCGCCCCGGGCUGCCAAAGCGGAGAUCUGAGGGACAUGAUCAGCAUGUACCUGCCCGGGGCGGAGGUCAGCGAGCAGACCGCCCAGACCAGGCUACACAUGUCCGGGCACUACCAGAGCACCGUGCCCGGGACGACGAUCAACGGCACGCUGCCCUUAACACACAUGUAAGAGACACACAGCAAACAGAGAGAGAGAGAGAGAGACAGAGAGAGAGAGAGAAAUGACUUUUAUAAGAGAAACUGUGGACUAUUAACGUUGGACUAUUUUUGUACAGAAAAAUUUCGGGGUGGGAAAAGUUGUAUAGAAGUCUCCAGGAAAAGGACACACGACUCUUUUUUUUCUUUCAUUUUAUUCUGAGGAAGCUCUAGAGGAACGGUAGGAGAUUCCCUCUUCACUGGUGGAUGAAGUUUGGAAGAUUAGAAAGUGGGAGUCGCAAUCAAAUGUUUUAUUAUUGCAAUCACCUUUUGUACAGUAUUUAUCAAAGACACAUUACAAUCAGAUGAAAUUGUUUGUUGAACUGCAAGAGGUUGCAUUUUUUUUUCCUUUUUUUAACAUAAAGCAACUCCAGUUCUGCAGAAAAUAUUAAAAGUGGCAGAGCUGCAGUUGAUGUGGGGGCGAUCAGUUAUGCUCCUUUAUUACUGCAAACAUUGGAAAGAAAAGGGACAUAAAACGAAGCAGGUAAUGCUGUUUCUUUUUUUUUUUUUUUCAUUUAAGGUCAAUAUUACUAAACAUUUUAAUUUCUUUAAAAAAAAAUGAUAAAGCGUUUUUUUCCGCUCAUACAGCUUAAAAUAUAUAGGUUGUUAAUUUAUAUUUCCGUCUCCCACUUUUCAUCUGUUAGAGGUAUGACGCUUGUGCUCUUUAUUUUCUAAUUGAUUUGUACAAUUUCUGUAUAUUUACUGUGAUAUUUUAAGUUUUUAUUUCAAAAUUCAUUCCCGUAGUUGUAUUUUAAAAAUUGUGGCCUGUACGCAGAAGCCAACACUCCAUGUAUAUAUAUAUACCGGAACUAAUACCAUCCUUAUAACAGUUACAAUUUCAGCUGAGUAUAUUUUUUUUUCAAUAUGCAGUUUGAAAUGAAUAAAUUUUGGAAAUUUGGAUA